Molecule: messenger RNA, 2124 nt
Organism: Melopsittacus undulatus (budgerigar)
Lineage: Eukaryota; Metazoa; Chordata; Aves; Psittaciformes; Psittaculidae
Gene: SLC28A3
Product: solute carrier family 28 member 3
Exons: 17
Coding region: 85-2046 (653 amino acids)
Biological process (GO): pyrimidine nucleoside transport; purine nucleoside transmembrane transport
Cellular component (GO): plasma membrane
Molecular function (GO): purine-specific nucleoside:sodium symporter activity; pyrimidine- and adenosine-specific:sodium symporter activity
Source: RefSeq, a predicted model, not a curated record
AUUAACCAGGUGCUGGCUCCUGUUGCCCUGUGCUGCAGGUAUCAUUUAACAUUUACCCAAAGCUCUCUCACCCAUGCUAUACACAUGGAGCUGAAGGAGACCACCUGUGAUCACUCAGGAGUGCGCAAUUUGGCCUUCCAGGAGGAUGAAUACAUCAAUAUUGAGAGUGAUCUGCAUGAAAACAAACGUGACUCAGUAGAUGAUGAGCAACCCCGCUUGAAAGGGCAUUUAGAAAAGAAAUAUGAUAAAGCCUGCGAAUUUUGCAAGAAACAUAAGACCAGAAUUCACCAUGCGAUCUAUGGAAUUUUAACAACAGCAUAUUUAGCAGUAGUCGUUGCAGCCUGCAGCUUGAAUUUUCAGAGAGCCUUCCCACUCUUUAUCAUCACUGUCCUAGCCAUCUCCUUCAUCUGCUGGGAUUUUUUAAUAGCUAAGUAUGGAGACAGAAUUGCUGCAUACUUUUCUGCUGGAGUACAAAAUCUGGAGAAACAGUGGUUUUGGCUGAAAUGGGUUUUGUAUGCAGCUCUUAUUAUAGCUAUCAUCUGCUGGCUCGUCUUUGACACAGCAAAACAGGGAUCCCAUCAGCUGAUCUCCUUUGGUGGGCUUGUAUUGUAUGUUCUCUUGAUGUUUAUCUUUUCCAAAUAUCCAACCAGAGUUGCUUGGAGACCAGUAUUUUCAGGAAUAGGAAUGCAAUUUAUUCUUGGGCUGCUUAUCUUGAGGACCAAAGUGGGGUUUGAUGUAUUUAACUGGCUAGGCAUUCAGACCCAGACUUUUCUAGAGUACUCUGAUACAGGUGCUAAGUUUGUGUUCGGUGAGAAAUAUAUGGAUCACUUCUUUGCUUUUAAGGUCCUGCCUAUUGUGGUUUUCUUCAGCACAGUGAUGUCUAUGCUUUACCACAUUGGAUUCAUGCAGUGGCUUGUUGGAAAGGUUGGUUGGAUGAUGCAGAUUUUCAUGGGGACAACUCCUGUUGAGUCUCUGGUAGCUGCGGGUAACAUAUUCGUGGGACAGACAGAGUCUCCUCUUCUGGUACGGCCUUACUUACCAUACAUCACCAAAUCUGAACUCCAUGCAGUCAUGACAGCAGGAUUCUCAACUAUUGCUGGAAGUGUCUUAGGAGCAUACAUUUCUUUUGGGGUUUCUGCCUCCCACCUACUGACUGCUUCCGUCAUGUCAGCACCGGCAUCAUUAGCCACUUCCAAAUUAUUCUGGCCUGAAACUGAAAAGCCUACAGUAACUCUGAGUGGGCUGCGGGUGGCAAAAGGUGAAUCAAAAAACCUACUUGAAGCAGCCAGUCAAGGUGCUUCUGCCUCCAUUCUGCUGGUAGCAAACAUCGCCGUGAAUCUGAUCUCCUUCCUUGCCCUGCUAGCUUUCCUUGACUCAGCCCUGUCUUGGGUGGGUAGUCUGUUUGAAUAUCCACAGCUGAACUUUGAGAACAUUUGUGCCUAUGUCUUCAUGCCAUUGGCUUUCAUGAUGGGGGUAGACUGGGAAGACACUUUUAUUGUCGGUGGACUACUAGGUUACAAAACUUUCUUCAAUGAAUUUGUGGCUUAUGAGCGUCUCUCACAACUGAUUCACAACCGAGAAAAGGGUGGGAGCAUGUACAUUAAUGGUGUGAAACAGUACAUGACUGUUCGCUCUGAAGUUAUUGCCACCUAUGCUCUUUGUGGGUUUGCCAACUUCGGCUCUCUGGGACUGGUAAUAGGAGGCCUGACAAGCAUUGCUCCCUCCAAAAAAAAAGAAAUCGCUGGUGGUGCUUUCAGAGCCAUGAUUGCGGGAACCGUAGCCUGUUUCAUGACAGCCUGCGUUGCAGGAAUGCUGAUUGUCCCUGGUCUAGAAGUUCCUUGCCACAUCUUAUUAGGAAGUGCCUUCAAUUACACAGAUUUCCCUGCCAACAGUACAGAGCUAGUCGAAUGCUGCCAGCAACUCUUCACCAGUGUAAAUCAAUCUCAGGAGAUCUUCCAUGGAGGAAACUAUAGCAUUAGCUCCUGGAAAGGUUGUUGCCAGAUACUGGAUCAAGCUGCUCUUCAUUGCACUUGGAUUAAGCCUUAAUUUUUGGGGGGCAGGUGGAUCAUAAAUAAAAGCUGUGUUUCUUGGUAGAAAGGUAAUAAAAAUUCCCUUUUCCACAAA